Messenger RNA from Cuscuta epithymum, 528 nucleotides. Lineage: Eukaryota; Viridiplantae; Streptophyta; Magnoliopsida; Solanales; Convolvulaceae. The record is from the annotation of a GenBank genome assembly.
UGAUAAUUCAUGAUGAAACCCGGAAGGUGCAUCAACUCGGCUCCCCUUCUGCCAGUGCCCUUCUCCAUAGCUCGGCAUCUACUCCUCCCCGUCCCAACCAAGCCACCCAAGGAGGUCGUGGUUCUUCUUCUGCCAGACGCGGGCGUGGCGGGCGUGGUUCACCGCGGCCCGACCAACCUCCUAAUGCUUGGACGUCUCCACCACCGUGGGCCUAUUGGCUGCCGCCUUCACCAUGGGCCAUGCCCCCAUGUCCCUAUCCGUCAACCCCCUGGAAUGGUCAACCUUCUCCUCGCCCACAUCCAGGUGCUGGUAUACUUGGUGCACGUCCACCACAGGCACACAUUUCGGGUCCAUCUUCUACUUUCACGGACAUGAACAGUGCCAUGCACACCAUGACACUUACUCCUCCGGACAACAAUUGGUACAUGGAUACCGGGGCGACAUCGCAUAUGACCUCCGAUUCAGGAUCUCAGAACGGGCACAAUUCUAAUGCGGUGUAACAGUACGGGGGACCUAUAUCCUAUCCAG